AUGUCGAGUAAAGAUGCAAAGAACUGUUUUGAAGUAAAGCUCGACGUAUCACGCUAUCAUGCGGAUGAUUUGAAAGUAAAUGUGCACAACCGGGAGCUGAUAAUUUCUGGUCAACACAGUGAACGUCAUGAAAAUGGCAGUACAGUUGAGCGUCAUUUUAUCCGGACUUUUAUCUUACCCAAGAAUGCUAGAGAAGAAGAACUGUCAUCAGAAUUGACCGCUGAAGGUAUACUGAAUGUUUCGGUGCCAAUUGACGAGUUACCGGAUUAUCGAAAAAUUCCAAUCAAAGUGGAUCCCAAUUGGAAAAUGCAGUCGAACCCAUGUCAGGCACUGAUCGUCCGUGAGCCAAUACCUCUUUGGUGGUGGUGA
This is a messenger RNA of Thelazia callipaeda (thelaziosis nematode), 369 nucleotides long. The record is from the annotation of a GenBank genome assembly. Lineage: Eukaryota; Metazoa; Nematoda; Chromadorea; Rhabditida; Thelaziidae.